ACUGUUAUCUAUGUUAAAAGCAUUAGAAAAAUUGCACGUUUUGGUGCAGCUGUCGCCAAAUAUUUCACAAAAGCGUGAUUUUGCACCGAAUGUCCUACGACAAAGUUUUGGUUACACUAAAUUAUCUAUCAAUUAAGACCAUCCGAAAAAAGGAAAUCCGAAAAAAGGAAAUCGAGAUGUGACAGUACUUAAGGUUACCUUAUAAGAUUUUAAACUUUUGCUUACUUCUACCACUUAUUUCACCUCUUCGUUAUGUCCAAUUGACAGAAUUUAUUUCCUUUUGUCUUCUAAAAAUAGGAAUACCUCGCAUUCGACAAGUGAUAUACAUAUUGACAGAGCAGUUUAAGGUGUCAUUGAGGAGACCUUACUUAAUUCUUAUAUAACCAAAACAGUUCUAACUAAGUUAAUGAUAUUCAAAUUUAAAUUGCAACAUUAAAUCUACAACGCCUUUGAGCGGCCACACAAUUCAGGCAGAAAUACAUUUGUUUAAUUCCAACCAAAAUAUAUACGAACUUCUGAGUUUGCAUUUAAAUGACACGGAAUCAAUAAUCAUAAUUGUGCAAUGCUUCCAUUACCUCAUGGCUGCACGUACAUACGUAUGAAAAUAAAUUUCACUUGCUUGUCGUCUCUGAAUAACUUUAAAGAUCAUUAGAGAAUGGAGUCCGAAAUGGCCAGCAUAAAGUAAUCAGGGUUAGAAACUCUCAUCUGAUGCUGCAUAUUCACCAUUUCAUCUUCAAACUUCACUAAAUCAUCAUUCUAAAAAAUUGUUCCGUCCACGUUCAACGACUGGUUGAGCGCAGAAUAAUUUUGACAAAUUAUGCGUACUACGCUUAUCCACUCGGGAAGCAGUGCAUCUUUGUCGUCACUGGCCCCACCAUCCUCCACGCAAAUUGGUGGCUACGGAGACCGAAUUUCCGGUCUGCCAAGCAUCGAGCAAUCUGGAGAAUAUGAUUUCACUCCUCAGCCCAAAGAAGAGAAUACAGGAUGGCUUAAGCAUAAAUUCAGGAAAAGUAACUUGGAGAGGGUCUUUCCCAUUCUUAUCUGGGGACCCAAAUAUACCCGACAAAAAGCCAUGGCGGACUUAAUUGCUGGAGUCACCGUUGGUCUGACUGUACUUCCGCAGGGGUUAGCAUACGCAACAGUCGCCGGAUUACCUCCAAUUUAUGGACUUUAUUCCUCAUUCGUGGGACCAUUCGUCUACAUUUUGUUUGGAGGCACAAAGGCAAUCACUAUCGGGCCAACUGCUAUCCAGUCCAUCCUUACCAAUAAGUACACUUUUGGAAAACCUCCAGAAUACGCAGUGUUUCUCUGUGCUGUCACGGCAGUCGUAACGAUGAUCAUGGGCGUCUUCAAAAUGGGAUUUAUUGCCAACUAUAUCUCCUCACCAGUAAUUUCUGGAUUUACAUCUUCAGUCGCAAUUACGAUUGUGGCUACCCAGAUUAAAGCUCUGCUUGGUAUUCAUUUCGAUCGAGAGGGAUUUCUCCCCACGGUCUUGGGACUCGCUGACCACAUUGAAGAAGUUAAAGUUCCGGAUGCACUUCUGUCCUUGGGAUGCUGCAUCUUUCUCCUCAUUAUGAAGUUUCUAACCAAGAUAACUCAGACAUGUGGAGUGACCAACAAGAAAUUUUUAAAGUUUUUCUGGUUCAUUUCCACUUCGAGAAGCGCAAUUGUAAUUUUUGCAACUACGAUUUAUGUGGGUCUGAACUAUCCAGAUCAACCUUUCUCUAUCGUUGGCAAAAUACCACCUGGAAUACCAGCCUUCAAGCCACCCCCAGUGACAAUUUAUGAUCCAGCAGAUAAUCGUACGCAUAACUUUCUUGACAUCCUGCAAGAAGAGGCUUCUGCACUUUUGGUUCUUCCACUUCUGGGCGUAAUGGGUCAUAUAACGAUAGCGAAGGCGUUCGCUGGUUCCAGCAGGGUUGACUCCAAUACCGAAGUGCUAUGUAUCGGGAUUUCUAACGCAAUUUCUUGCUUCUUCAGUUCUUAUUCCAUAGGAGGCUCCUUCUCGCGUACCACGGUCAACAGUUUCAGCGGGGUCGAGUCCCCUCUUGGGGGCUUGUAUACAGGAAUAAUGGUUUUGCUCGCCCUCCAGUUUCUAACACCGUACUUUUUCUUCAUCCCGAAAGCCAGCCUGGCAGCUGUCAUAACCUGUUCAGUAAUAUUUAUGGUCGAUCCAUGGAUUAUUUUGCCGUUGUGGAGGUCAAAGCGAAUGGACUUGGUGCCUUUCUUCUUGACAUUCUUCGUGACAUUGCUGCUUGGUUUAGAAUUUGGAAUAGGAAUUGGACUGAUUAGCUCUACACUCUAUCUUUUGUAUUAUUCCGCAAGACCUAGGGUGCAAAUUCUUCAAGGGGAGACAUCGAGUGGUCGUGGAUUUUGCUUAAUUGUUUUGGACAGAUCGCUCACUUUCCCAUCUGUUGACUAUUCCACGUAUGAAAUUAGCAAAGCAUCAUCGAGAUAUGCUAAUCAACGCACGCCCAUAGUUAUCGACUGUCACCACAUUCAAUUUGCCGAUUUUACAGCAGCCGAAGGAAUUCGAGACAUGGUUUUGCGUUUGAACGAAAACGGCUACAAGAUAAUAUUUUACAAAAUGAAACCUUCAAUUUUGAAAAUCUUGAUUGGAGUGAUGCACAACUCGGGUGCCAAGUUUAUUCACUGCGAAACGGAAAGAAAGUUGGAACAAUUGAUUGAGGGUUACAGUUUCGGCAAAUCUACUUCCACGAUUUUUACAGAGGAUGACUUAAAAAACGAACAUAUUUCAAUGACGACGUAAUAAAGUUUUUGAACUAAUUGUGUGUACUAA
This is a messenger RNA of Folsomia candida, 2800 nucleotides long. RefSeq names its product sodium-independent sulfate anion transporter. Gene Ontology annotation, biological process: transmembrane transport. The record is from RefSeq and is a predicted model, not a curated record. Gene Ontology annotation, molecular function: sulfate transmembrane transporter activity. NCBI's taxonomy places the organism in Eukaryota, Metazoa, Arthropoda, Collembola, Entomobryomorpha, Isotomidae. Gene Ontology annotation, cellular component: membrane. The transcript is spliced from 15 exons. The coding region runs from base 818 to 2770 and encodes 650 amino acids.